AUGAUUAAACAACAGCAACCACAGCAACUUAAGGCACAGACCAUUACAUACGCCACAUAUGCAUAUAAUUCAAAGACGGCAGAACAAACGCAAAGGUUGAAAUAUGGAGAUUUGGAGAUAGUAUUGAAAAAUGACCAUUUUGAAUUCGUUUGCAAAGGUGGUGCAGUGAUAUCAAAUAUAAAAGAAAUUUUAUUUAUGAAUUCUAAAAUUAAAGGUAUAACGGAUGAUAUAACAUCAAUUCCACCAGAAGAACAAAGAUAUUAUGCAUUAAAUGCAUUUCCCAAAGUUUUGAAGAUUGGAAGAUUUAAUUUAAAUGAGGAAUUCAUAAAAGGUUUCCUAAAUGACAUAAUGAAGAAAGCAGAUAAGGAAUAUGUGGAUAGUGAGUUAGAGGAGAAAGCAGAUAAGGGACUUGUGGUUAGUGAAUUAAUGAAGAAGGCAGAUAAGGAAUAUGUUAAUGAAAAAGAUAAUGAAAUUAUAGAAAGGGUUGAAUGGUAUCAUGAACGGACAUCGAAGAUUCUUAAAACUAAAGCUGAUACAGGAUGGGUUUCAGGAUGUUUAGACCUUAAAGCAGAUAAAACUUAUGUUAACGAUGAGUUAGAGAAGAAGGCAGAUAAGGAAUAUGUGGAUAGUGAGUUAAAUAAGAAAGCUGAUAUAUUUGUUAAUGAAGAAAUAAAACAAUCAGAGGUCUAUUUUACUCCACCAUUUUUAAAUUUUAUGAAAUCAUCAGAUAAAACCUUUGAUAUAAAUUCUUUUGAAUGGAUAUGUUUCGAUGGAGUGACCAUGUAUUUAUUUUAUACAGCUGGAGUGCUUUAUUAUUUUAAAACAAAUGAUUUUAAAAACUAUGAAUCAUUUACUCCAUCUGUUUUGAAUCCUGAUACACGAAAGCCAAUCAUUAAUCCAAGAAUUUUAUAUGUUGAAUAUAAUAACGGUAAAUUUAUGGGAAUGAUAACGGUUGGAGAUGAUUUUUGCCCUUGUUAUUCAUUCGAUUGUAUCCAAUGGUUCAAAUGUAAUUUAAAUCAAGAUGCUAAAUUUAAAUUUCCAAAUAA
This is a messenger RNA of Trichomonas vaginalis G3, 1046 nucleotides long. RefSeq lists its product as uncharacterized. The annotation marks the transcript as partial. The transcript has a single exon. Lineage: Eukaryota; Parabasalia; Trichomonadida; Trichomonadidae. The record is from RefSeq and is a predicted model, not a curated record.